UUACAAUACAAAUAUGUAAUCAGUAACAUUUUUUUAUGUAGUUGGCAAGUUUGAUUGUUGUAUUUUGUAUCAAGCUAACGAAUAAUUUUCUUAUCGAAUGUUAUUUUAUUUACUAACGAAUGAAAAAUUUCGUGAAGAUUCCCCAUAAUACUUACUUACACUCUUUAUCAAACAAUGUAUAGAAUCUUCACUAAAGUAGGAUCCUAUUAUAAUCAAUAAUGUCAAGUGAUCUAUCAGAUGAUGACUUCUGUGAAACAAACUUUUGUGAACCUUCACCAGUAAAGAGAAGUAAUUUUCUACCCUCGGCAAAAGAUAGAAACUUACAAGAAGUAAAGAAAGAAAAAUUACGGAAAAGAAUUCUCGAAACGGAAAAGGAAUGUUUGAAUGUCAUUGCUAAUAGUUUAAAAGUGAAAGAUGAUGAACCACUUGAAGUCAAAACAGUACCUAAGUCUUCUGAAGUUCUAUUAUUUUCUCCUCAGGGGCGUACAUUUUUUGAGCAAGAACAAAUUACUAAGGAUAAUCUUCAACCAUUCCUUUGGCUGAGUAAUGGUUCCCAAUAUUAUGAAAUGAAUCUUGAUGAAUUCAUGUUCCAUAUUCCACAUUUGACAUUGACUGUUGAAGGAGAAGUGGAGAAAAACAAACUGAUUAAAUUUUGUUUGAACCUCUUAAUACAUGAAACAGAUGUUCUAGGAAUGCAUCUUUUGACUAAAUUCCUGUCCAAGCAAUUUAUUCCUUUUCAUAUGAUUAAUUUUAAAGAAUGGGGUGGUAUUAGUCUUCCAUUACUGAUUCGUCUAAUUUCAAAAUCAGUUACAAAUUAUAAUGCUGGAGAUGCCAGAGAUUUAUUUAGACAAGCUUGCCUUUCUUCUUUGGAUACUAAAACAUUUUCUUUGACCUCUGAAUUUAGAGAAUUAAUAUCUGCUUGUCUGUUAGUUUUUGCUGUGCAAUAUAAUGUUGUGAAUGAAAUUGAUUGGCUGAUCAGCCUAGAUUUAAAACCAGAAGAAGGGUUUCGUAUUAUAGAAGUUUUACCAGUUAGUGGGUUAUAUGUUGAUUUAAGCGCACGUUUUGCAUGGACAUAUCUUCCUACUAUCCUUGGCUUACAAGCAUGUUCUAUUGAUAACCAAGUUGUCAAUUGGCACAGUGUUGUAAAGUUUUUAGAAGAAAAUGAAUCAAAAGUUAGAAAUCUUACUCCUAACUAUUAUUUUUGUUUCAUGUAUAUUCUUAAAUUUAUCAUUACCAGAUUACCUGAAGAUGACAAAAACUCUGCUGAGAUAUUGUUAAAACUUUUUGAUAAUUUGAAACUUCACUUCAGUCAAGAAAAAGGAAACAUGUCACUGUCACAUUAUUUAUCGAUGGAAGCUAUGAAUCGUUUAUAUCUUCUUUGUAAUGAACUUAAAUCUAAAAAUUGAAAAAAAUGUGAUCUUUUAGUUUUAGAAAUCAAAAUUUGAGUUUAAUUGUUAAUUAUAUAUUUUAAAAACAGAAUAUCAUUAUAAUUAAUUACAUUAAAUGUAAAUACAUUUCUUUUUAUUUUUGAUACUCACUGUUUUCUGUUUUAAAUUAAAUGAAAACAUAAC
Nezara viridula (southern green stink bug) is the source of this 1571-nucleotide messenger RNA. NCBI's taxonomy places the organism in Eukaryota, Metazoa, Arthropoda, Insecta, Hemiptera, Pentatomidae. The record is from the annotation of a GenBank genome assembly.